AUGAAUAAAUAUAACACACGAUUUAAAGAUCCUAAUUUAGAAAAAUAAUAUAUAAUCCAUAAAGUUAAGGUAAUAUAGUAUCCAAUAUUAACAUAUUUGACAUUUGGUGGUACUAUUUUAUUACUUGCAAAUUCAAUUGCUAACUUGAUAAACAGUGAUUACAAAAAUGCAUUGAUUAAAGGAGCAGUCAUGAUAUAUAUAAUGCUUUAAUAUAUAGUUUUGAGAAGAAAUGAAUCAAUUAGAAUGAAUUACUGUAACUUGGCACUUAUGAUGACUAAUUUUGCUUCAUUAGCCUUUGAAAUUUCAAUAUACCCUUAAUACGAUUAUUAUGAUGGCUAUUUACUUGGAUCUAAUCAGAUGUUAGUACAUACAAUUUGUAUGUUUGCUUGUAAUUUGGAAUUAGGCAUCUUUAGUAAUAUUGUAUUAACAAUUGUAAGAAUAAUCUUAGUUGUUAAAAACUCAGACAAUCUUACUGUAUAAUAAUAUUUUUAUUCAAUAAUUAUGUCAUUGAGUUUUAUGGUAAUUUAAUAUUAAAUAGAAAAACAAUAUAGACAAUCAUUUUAUCUGUAAUUCAAAGACAAUAAUUGGGGUAUUAAAUUAUAAUAAUAAUUAUAGAAAUUUUGAUUCCUUUAUUAUUAAAGAAACCUUUUUUCAUUUUUACUUUUAAUAAAGAAACUAAUAUGUAUCAAACUAUUAUGAGUGCUUAGAAAGAAUUCUUUAAUUCUGAAAAACCUCUUAGUACUUUCUUAUUUAAAUCCAAAGUAAAAUAAUAGACACUUGAAGAAUAUUUAAUUAAAAAAACAGUUAUACAUGCAAAUAGGAAGCAAUCAUCUUGUUUAUUUAAUCAUUAAUUGGUUGUUGAAUAUUAGAUGAAGAAAUUAUAAACUUCUAUUUUGUGUUGUAGAUUUGAACAAUUGAUUUAUGCUAUUAUUAUCGAUUCUGAAGAUCCACUAUUAAAUUAAACUAAUAUAAAAUUACACUAAUCUUUAUAACAUUUUAAAAAUAUAUUAAAUGCUUAAUUAAUGCAAAUUAAUAAAGUCCUGGGUCUUUAUUUACAAGACACCUUUAGUCCUUUAUUAAGAGAUCUUAGAAUAUCUUUAUUUGAAGUAUAUUAUAAAUAAUUAUCAAAUCAAAAAUUAUAAUUGGUAAAAAUGAAAAAGUUGUUACUUAAAUGUAUUAAAAUAUUUGAAACUCCAUAUACAAGAAUAAAAAUUGAUUGUGGUGAAGAUAUUCGAUUUGCAACAAUAAAAUCUACUUUAAUUAUUUUUAUUUUUGAAAUUUUUAAAUAAAUUGAUAAGAAUCAAUAAGUUUAUAUAUUUGUAAAUUAAAAAAACACAACAACAAUGAUGAUCUAUGGUUUAAAGUAAUUACCUAAAAGUACUUAAUUUGAGAAAUGUUUUUAAACUCUAAUAGAUAAAAGUAAUUUUACAAGUUAAUGUAAAAAUAUUAUAAUAUAUUUUUUUAGAUUUUUCUUUUGAAUUUUUAAAAUCUCCAUCUUCUCAUUUUCAUUUUGAGAAUCAUAAUAAAUAUUAAUAAUUAAUUUGA
This is a messenger RNA of Paramecium pentaurelia, 1545 nucleotides long. Lineage: Eukaryota; Ciliophora; Oligohymenophorea; Peniculida; Parameciidae. The record is from the annotation of a GenBank genome assembly.